GUGAUCGUCAUCGUCCACACAGCAGUCUAGCGCGAGCGGUUUGGAGUCUGACAACUUUACUAGUUUUACUGGAAAAACCUCCAUAUACAUAGAUAAUAUAAUGGCGAGCACAUCUUUUGUGAUUUCUAUAUCAGUUAUGACUGUGUUUUGGGGUCUUGUCGGUGGAGUUAUUCCGUUGUUUAUUCCUAAAGGACCGAAUCGAGGAGUCAUUGCGACCAUGCUGGUACUAACUGCAGUUUGUUGCUACCUGUUCUGGCUGAUAGCUAUUCUAGCACAGCUGAACCCAUUGCUUGGACCAACGCUGAGCAACGAUACCAUCUGGUACCUCUACCAUCACUGGCCAUAGGGUCCAUUGCUGGAUUUAUUGUUGCCUUCACAAACAAGAUGCUGGAAGCUUGUACAUUGCCAAAAUUAAGAGAACAUUUCACUGUCGCUUUGUCUACAAGGGAAAAAUCAUUUUAUUUCAAGCUUUACAUGCUGUUCUCUUACUCAAAGAAUGAAGAAAGUAUGCCUGUUUGUGUAAAGUGAUUUGUGUUGAUAUUUAUUUAAUCUCGUGUUCAAGGAAAUAUGCAAUUAAAUAUUUUGCCUCUU
Messenger RNA from Myxocyprinus asiaticus (Chinese sucker), 591 nucleotides. Its product is annotated as V-type proton ATPase subunit e 1-like. The coding region runs from base 101 to 346 and encodes 81 amino acids. Lineage: Eukaryota; Metazoa; Chordata; Actinopteri; Cypriniformes; Catostomidae. Gene Ontology annotation, biological process: proton transmembrane transport. Gene Ontology annotation, molecular function: proton-transporting ATPase activity, rotational mechanism. Gene Ontology annotation, cellular component: proton-transporting V-type ATPase, V0 domain. The transcript is spliced from 4 exons. The record is from RefSeq and is a predicted model, not a curated record.